Vigna umbellata (rice bean) is the source of this 486-nucleotide messenger RNA. Lineage: Eukaryota; Viridiplantae; Streptophyta; Magnoliopsida; Fabales; Fabaceae. The record is from RefSeq and is a predicted model, not a curated record.
AUGAAUCAAAUCUCCAAAAGAAAAAGAUAUAUUGAUGAGGAGAUUAAUGAGUGCAAAGCUGUAAAGAAGAAACUAUAUCCUCCAAAAAUUAAAGAUCCAGGAAGUUUUACCAUUCCUUGCAUUAUAGGGAAGGAAAAGAUAAGGAAAGCCCUACUUGAUUUAGGGUUAAGUGUCAAUUUAAUGCCUUUAUCUAUACUUGAGCGAAUUGGAGAUCUUAAAGUUAAGCCAACAGAGAUGAAUUUGCAAAUAGCAGAUGGAUCUUCAAAGGAGCCUUAUGGUGUAGUGGAAGAUGUUAUGGUUUGUGUAGGCAAAAUACAAUUCUUGGUGGAUUUUGUGGUGAUGGAGAUGGAGGAUGAAAGGAUUCCUGUUAUUCUUGGAAGACCGUUUAUGAAAAUGGCAAAGGUCAUCAUUGAUGUAGAUGAAGGAAUUAUAGUGCUUCAGGAUCAAGAAAAAAGGGUGGUUGUUGAUGUCUUCAAAGAAGAGUAG